This is a messenger RNA of Cimex lectularius (bed bug), 1361 nucleotides long. RefSeq names its product venom serine carboxypeptidase-like. The transcript has a single exon. Gene Ontology annotation, molecular function: serine-type carboxypeptidase activity. Gene Ontology annotation, biological process: proteolysis. The coding region runs from base 12 to 1361 and encodes 449 amino acids. Lineage: Eukaryota; Metazoa; Arthropoda; Insecta; Hemiptera; Cimicidae. The record is from RefSeq and is a predicted model, not a curated record.
UGUCGGUCACCAUGAAGUUGCUUUUACCUGCCCUAGCGAUUUGUUGCAAUGCUGUUGAAUCUUUUAAGAACAAAGGGUCGGCUAAUCACGGCGAACCGGUAUUUGUGACAAAUUACAUCAACAAAGGGGAUAUUCAAGGAGGACAGUUGGCGGCAAAAGUAGCACCGAUUGCUAAAGUCGAAAGCUACGCGGGCUUUUUUACAGUCGAUCCUAAGUACAAUUCGAGUAUGUUUUUCUGGUUUUUUCCUGCGGAAAAUAACCCGAAAAACGCUCCCUUCAUCGUCUGGCUGCAGGGAGGCCCUGGAUCUUCUUCUCUUGGAGGCCUGUUCGAAGAAAACGGCCCGUUCUACGUUAAACCCAAGGGAGGCCUCGGGUCAAGAAAAUACUACUGGUCUCAGGUCUUGAACGUGAUUUACAUCGACAAUCCUGUCGGAACGGGUUUCAGCUUUACAGACGACGAUGCCGGGUACGCAAAGAACGAAGUCGACGUGGGAAAGAAUCUUUACGAGGCUGUAAGACAAUUCUUUCAAUUGUUUCCAGAUUACAAAAACAACGACUUUUUCGUCACCGGGGAGUCGUACGCGGGCAAAUACGUUCCUGCACUCGCUUAUACCAUUCAUACCAGCAAUCCAACGGCAAAGGAAAAAAUCAACUUGAAAGGCAUUGCCAUCGGAAACGGACUUUGCGAUCCUGAAAAUAUGUUAGAUUACGGGGAUUAUCUGUUCCAACUGGGUUUACUCGACUUAAAUGGCCGGGACCAAUUUAUCAGUUUGCAAAACAACGUCGUCAGCUUGAUCAAGGAACAAAAUUACGACGCGGCUUCUGAAGCCAAUGAGAAGUUAGUAGGCGGAGAAAACACUUUGUUUAAUAACUUGACCGGUUACGAAUUCUAUUUUAACUUCUUACACACCAAAGACUACAAUCCAAACGGCGAUUUCAGAAAAUACGUCCAAAAAGACUUCGUGAGGAGAACAAUUCACGUCGGCGGCCUCCGAUUCCAAGAUGGAAAUAAGGUGGUGCGAAAGUUCUUAAAAUCCGACGUCGUGAAAUCGAUCAAACCGUGGUUUGAAGUUCUCGUCGAGAAAUACAAGAUUCUCUUGUACAGCGGCCAACUGGACAUCAUCAUCCCUUAUCCAAUGACCACCAAUUUUCUUAACAACAUGAAAUGGUCGGGAGCGGAUGAAUUUAAGCAGGCGGAAAGGAAACUGUGGAAGGUCAACGGAGAAUUGGCAGGCUACAGCAAAACUGCCAAAGGACUCACACAAGUCCUCGUGCGCGACACCGGCCAUAUGGUCCCCAUGGACCAGCCUUUGUGGGCCCUUGAUUUGAUUUCCAGGUUCACUUAUAAUAAAGCCUUUUAA